Messenger RNA from Microtus ochrogaster (prairie vole), 2194 nucleotides. It is a transcript of the gene Them4, whose product is annotated as thioesterase superfamily member 4. NCBI's taxonomy places the organism in Eukaryota, Metazoa, Chordata, Mammalia, Rodentia, Cricetidae. The record is from RefSeq and is a predicted model, not a curated record.
GUCUACCCGAGGUGCUGAGCCUUUAGCAGAGUGGAGCGCUAAUUGCCUGGGGACUCGAACUAAAGGCGUCAGCUAACGCGCGGCGCUAGUGCAGGAGUCCUUGCCAGAGGGAACCGCGACAGGGAGCCGGGCGCCAAGUGUCCCGGAACCAACGGCGGGCGGCGGGGAGUCGGUCCGCCCGGGCUCGGGGAGGCGCUCCUGCUGCGCGCGGCUCCGCCCUCCACCCGCCUCCACAGUUGAUAGUCCGGAGCCGGCGUGUCGGCGUGUGUGGUUAUGCGGCUCUUUCUGGCUGAGAGGACACAGCGGCGUCCUGCCCUGGCCUGAGCAAUGCUAAGAAGCUGCGCUACGCGCCUGCGCGCUCUUGCUGUCCCGCCUGCGAGGAGGCCCGGAGCGGUGUGGAGGUUAUUUUCCUCUGAGAAAGUCAUUCCCAAGGACUAUGGUCUCCCAAACCCGAGCUGGAGCAAGGACCUAAGACUCCUCUUUGACCAGUUCAUGAAGAAGUGUGAAGAUGGCUCCUGGAAACGUUUGCCCUCAUACAGACAAAAUCCUACUCAAACCCUUAAAGACUUCCAAACCCGUUUUGUUGAUCCCAGGUUUAUGAAUGAAGAACAAGUGUCAAAGGCCCAACAGUUCAGUAGAAGCUUAGAGGAAGGCCUGGGGUUUGAGUAUGUGAUGUUCUAUAAUAAAGUGGAGAAGAAGAUGGUUUGUUUGUUUCAAGGAGGUCUUCACCUGCAAGGGGUACCUGGAUUUGUUCAUGGAGGUGCCAUUGCAACCAUCAUCGAUGUUACUACUGGCAUGUGUGCAAUUGCUGAGGGAAUCGCCAUGACUGCCAACCUCAACAUCGACUACAAAAAACCUAUUCCCCUUUGUUCUGUUGUGGUGGUAACCAGCCAACUUAGUAAGACUGAAGGAAGGAAACUUUUUAUUUCCUGUACUGUUCAGAGUGUUGAUGAGAAGACGUUAUACACACAGGCAACAGCUUUAUUUAUAAAACUGGAUCCUGACAAACGUUUGACAUAAAGAACUUCUGUUGAACUCCACACUGUGCUGCAUGAAGUCCCCCACCCAAGCAGCACCGGUCUCCACUCCUGUCCCAGCUGCUGAACCCCAGUGGAAAGCCUGCUCUCACGGACCCUUCAGAACAGCCUCUAAAAUACAGGGCUGCAGGAACUCGCUGUCUGCCUUUCAGACUUGUCGUAAGAAGCACUCCCUGGAAGAGUCUCAGCAGCCAUGUGUCCCUAGGACAAAUGUCCUGAAAUAUGAACAGACGUCAAAGCUGACAAGCCCAGUACCUGCUCCACUGCAGACUGCAGCAAAGGAUUGCAUUGAAACUCACUGCAAACAUGGAAAUGGAGUGGUGUGUGUGGAGUGUGAGUGUACACGAGCACAGACUGCAUGUUACAGAGAGGUUUGUUGUUUGUGAACAAACAUCUUUCCAGCCAUCUUAGGGAACACAGCUCAUUCCUAUGGGAAUGGAUCCACACCUCUGUUGUCUAGGGUCCUAGAGAGUAAACCGUUGUUCAUUUUUUCCUCAACCUGUGCUAUUGUAUCUUACAUCACUGUGCUGUCGUCACUGGGACAAGGCUCUGUGAGCUUUCUGGGACUAUAAGCUAGGUGGUUUAAACCAACACAGACUUCACUGUCAUAGUCCCUGAGGCCAGAAGUCUAAAAUUAAAGUAUUAACCAAACCUUGUUCCUUCUGAAGGUUGUGGGCGGGAACUAUUUCACAUCUCCUGGCUUCUACCAAGAGAGCCUCCAGCGUUCCCUGAUUUUUAGAUACAGCAUGGUUUCCCAUUGUAUCUCUCCAUCAUAUUCCUUCUGUGUCCCUGAUUCCAAAUUUCCCUUUGAAAGGAUUGAAAGGGUUUAUUUAUUUAUUUUUCUCUCUCCCUUUCUCUCUCUCUCCUUCUCUCUCUCUUUAUCUAUCUAUCUGUGUGCGUGUGUGUGUGUGUGUGUGUGUGUGUGUGUGUGUAGGUGUGUGUAGGUGUAGGUGCUCAAAUAAAUUGGGAGAUUAAUGUGCUAGGAAACAUAUUUACUUCUUGUUUUUACGUUUAUUUGUAUAUAUUGGGGGGCAUGUAUGUGCCAUGAAAGUGUAUGUGUGGAGUUCAGAGGGCAGCGUGAGGGCAGUGUGAGGGAGCUGGUUCUCUCUUAAUGUGUGGGUCCCCACGAUUGAACUCAGGUCAUCAGAGUUAGGGGC